CUCCGGGACACGCCGGCGGCGGCGGGCGCGGGGCAGGAGGAGUGCAUGAGCGGCCCGGCGCCAAACCCACCGCGCCUCUGCCAAGGAUCUCCUGCCUCCUGGACCUACGCGUGCCGGAUCCAGCCAGCCAACAAGGCUUCCAUCCAUGGCGCAAGGGCAGUAGCCGCCCACCAUUAAAAGAAGCAGCAGCAGAGAGAGAAACCUCAGGACGCUACAAAUACCACUCCUCCCUCGUACCUCUCGCUCGCUCCCUCCUCCUCCACCCGGGCCCGUCGCACACACAGACACAGCAACCCAUCCAUUCUUUCUCACCCGGGUCCGUGUGGUCUGUUUUGCAAGGCCGGAGAGAAGCAUGAUGAGGCGGCGGCCGGGCGCGCUGUGGGCGGGCGCCCUGGUGGCGGUGCUGGCGCUGCUGGCGGCGUGCACGGCGGCGGCGGCGGCGACCAUCACGCGGCGGCAACACCAGCGCGGCGCGUCGGCGGCGGCGGCGGCGUGCGACGCGUUCGCGGCGGGGCGGUGGGUGUGGGACGCGUCGUACCCGCUGUACGACGCGGCGCGGUGCCCCUUCAUCCGCGACGAGUUCGCGUGCGCCCGCUUCGGGCGCCCGGACACGGCGUACCUCAAGUACCGGUGGCAGCCGGAGCCGCCGUGCGCGCAGCCCCGGUUCGACGGGCUGGCGCUGCUCCGGAUGUGGGGCGGCAGGACGGUGAUGUUCGUGGGCGACUCGCUGGCGCUGAACCAGUACGAGUCGCUGCUGUGCAUGCUCCACGCCGCGGCGCCGGGCGCCCGGACCACCGCCUCGCCGGCGUCGGGGAAGAUCGACCCCUCCUACACCGUCCGCUUCGAGGACUACAACGUGACGCUGGUGUACUACCUGACGCACUACCUGGUGGACCUGGUGCCCGAGAAGGCCGGGCGCGUCCUCAAGCUCGACGCCAUCGACCAGGCCCGCAACUGGCUCGGCGCCGACGUGCUCGUCUUCGACUCGUGGCACUGGUGGCCGCGCACCGGCCCCACGCAGCCCUGGGACUUGAUCCAGGAGGGGAGCACCGUGGUGAGGGACAUGGACCGCACCAGGGCCUUCACCAAGGCCCUGCACACCUGGGCCGCCUGGGUCGACGCCAACCUCCUCCACACCGACACCAAGGUCUUCUUCCAGGGAAUCUCGCCAUCGCACUACAGGGGCCAGGACUGGGGCGCGUCGCCGAAGAAGACGUGCAUGGGGGAGACGCGGCCGCUCAACGGCACGGGGCCGUACCCCGGCGGGCCGAUCCCGCAGCAGGCCAUCCUGCGGAGCGUGCUGGCCGGGAUGGCCAAGCCCGUCUACCUGCUUGACUUCACCUACCUCUCGCAGCUCAGGAAGGACGCGCACCCCACCAAGUACGACGGCGGCAUCUUCGCCGGCGACUGCACGCACUGGUGCGUCGCCGGACUGCCCGACACCUGGAACGUCCUCUUCUACGCCGCACUCACCGGACAGAUCUGAAUGAUCGCUCAACAAGACCUUUCCUUACUGCUAUUGGUAUUGGUUGUGAGCUACUAGGCGGCUGUAGCUCAAUAAUAAUUUAGUAAAGCAAAAAAGGACAGCAGAUUGAUUAAUUGUUAUAGGGCCGGUGUUAAAAGAUUUUCCACCCAAAAGGAAUAUUAUUAUAGAAAGAAUGUCAAAGGAAAAAAAACAGUGAUUAUAUAUAUCCUUUCUCUUGAAUUUA
This is a messenger RNA of Panicum virgatum (switchgrass), 1709 nucleotides long. RefSeq names its product protein trichome birefringence-like 38. The record is from RefSeq and is a predicted model, not a curated record. The transcript is spliced from 4 exons. NCBI's taxonomy places the organism in Eukaryota, Viridiplantae, Streptophyta, Magnoliopsida, Poales, Poaceae. Gene Ontology annotation, cellular component: Golgi apparatus. The coding region runs from base 353 to 1486 and encodes 377 amino acids. Gene Ontology annotation, molecular function: O-acetyltransferase activity.